AUGCUGACACGGGUGCUAUUGCUGGUGAGAAUGUGGACACGGCAUUUACUGGUGCUGAGAAUGUUUUUUACGGGUGCUACUGGUGCUGAAAAUGUGGACACGGUUACUACUGCUGCUGAGAAUACUGACACUGCUGCUAUUGGUGCUGAGAAUGUUGUCACGGCUGCUACUGGGGCUGAGAUUGGUAACACGGCUGUUACUGUGGCUGAGAAUGUUAACACGGCUGUUACUGGUGCUGACGAUGUUGACAUGGGUGAUACUGCAGCUGCAAAUAUUGACACGGCUGCUACUUCUGCUGAAAAUGUUGACACGGCUGCUACUGUUGCUGAGAAUGCUGACACGGCUGCUACUAGUGCUGAGAAUGUUGACACAUGUGCUACUGCUGCUGAGAAUGUGGACACGGCUGCAACUGCUGCUGAGAAUAUUGACAUUGGUGCUACUGGUGCUGACGAUGUUGACACAGGUGCUACUGCUGCUGAGAAUAAUGUUAACACGGGUGCUACUGCUGCUGAGAAUGUUGACACGGAUGCUACUGGGGUUGAGAUUGUUAACAUGGCUGUUACUGGGGCUGAGAAUGUUAACACGGCUGUUACUGGUGCUGACGAUGUUGACACGGGUGAUACUGCAGCUACAAAUAUUGACACGGCUGCUACUUCUGCUGAAAAUGUUGAAACGGCUGCUACUGUUGCUGAGAAUAAUGUUGACACGGGUGCUACUGAGUCUGAGAAGGUUGACACAGGUGGAACUGCUGCUGGGAAUGUUAAGACGGGUGCUACUGCUGCUGACGAUGUUGACACGGGUGCUACUGUUUCUGAGAAGGUUGACACAGGUGCUACUGCAUCUGAGAAUGUUGACACGGGUACUACUGCUGCUGAGAAUAAUGUUGACACGGGUGUUAGUGCUGCUGAGAAUGAUGACACGGGUGCUAUUGCUGCUGAGAAUGUGGACACGGCUGCAACUGAGAAUGUUGACACAGGAGCUACUGCUGCUGCGAAUGAUGACACGGGUGCUACUGCUGCUGAGAAUAUUGACACGAGUGCUACUACUGCUGAGAAUGUUGAUACGGGUGCUGCUGCUAAGAACGUUGUUACAGGUGCAACUGGUGCUAAGAAUGUUAACACGGGUGCUAUUGCUGCUGAGAAUCUGCUAAUAAGAAAUGUUGACCCGGGUGCUACUUAUGCUGAGAAUGUUGACACGGGUGCUAUUGCUGGCGAGAAUGUGGACACGGCUGUUACUAGUUCUGGGAAUGUUGACACAGGUGCUACUGGUGCUGAGAAUCUGCUACUGGGGCUGAGAAUGUUAACACGGCAAUUACUGGGCCUGAGAAUGUUAACACGGCUGUUACUGGUGCUGACGAUGUUGACACGGUUGCUACUGAUGCUGAGAAUAUUGACACGGAAUGCUACUGUUGCUGAGAAUGUGGACACGGUUACUACUGCUGCUGAGAAUAUUGACACUGCUGCGAUUGGUGCUGAGAAUGUUGACACAGCUGCUACUGGGGCUGAGAAUGUUAACACGGUUAUUACUGGGCCUGAGAAUGUUUACAUGGCCGUUACUGGUGCUGACGAUGUUGACACGGCUGGUACUGUUGCUGAGAAUGCUGACACGGCUGCUACUAGUGCUGAGAAUGUUGACACAGGUGCUACUGGUACUGAGAAUGUGGACACGGCUGCUACUGCUGCUGAGAAUGUAGACAUGGGUGCUACUGGUGCUGACGAUGUUGACACGGGUGCUACUACUGCUGCGAAUAUUGAAUCGGGUGCUACUGUUGCUGAGAAUGUUAACCCGGGAGCUACUGCUGCUGAGAAUAAAGUUGACACGGGUGCUACUGAGUCUGAGAAGGUUGACACAGGUGCUACUACUGCUGAGAAUGUUGACACGGGUGCUACUGCUGCUGAGAAAGUUGCUACAGGUGCUACUGAGCCUGAGAAUGUUGACACGGGUGCUACUGAUGCUGAGAAUAAUGUGGACACGGCUGUUACUGAGAACAACGUUGACACAAGAGCCACUGUUGCCGCGAAUGUUGACUGGUGCUACUUCGCUGCUGAGAAUAUUGACACGGGUGCUACUGCCGAGAAUGUUGAUACGCGGUGUUGCUGCCAAGAACGUUGCUACAGGUGCAACUGGUGCCGAGAAUAUUGA
Molecule: messenger RNA, 2142 nt
Organism: Homarus americanus (American lobster)
Lineage: Eukaryota; Metazoa; Arthropoda; Malacostraca; Decapoda; Nephropidae
Product: mucin-21-like
Exons: 8
Coding region: 1-2142 (713 amino acids)
Source: RefSeq, a predicted model, not a curated record